Triticum turgidum subsp. durum (durum wheat) is the source of this 2271-nucleotide messenger RNA. NCBI's taxonomy places the organism in Eukaryota, Viridiplantae, Streptophyta, Magnoliopsida, Poales, Poaceae. The record is from the annotation of a GenBank genome assembly.
AUGCAAACCUUGUUGCAUCUUGGCCUCGCUCUUGCACUGCUUGCAGCACAAUACGCCCAUGGAACUGCGGUUCCGGGUUCAGAGUGCCGAAGGCGGUGCGGCGGUGUUGACAUACCGUACCCAUUCGGUAUUGAUCCGGGCUGCUCGUUCGGAGAAGACUUUGACAUCAACUGCAAGGUCCAAGAUGGCAUCAGGAAGCCAUUUAAGUACACCUUAGAGGUUCUCAGCAUCUCCUUGACUAAAAGCACGGCCCGGGUGUUGAAUAACAUCAUGGGGUACUGCUACAACAACUCCACCGCGAACAUGGAGGAAUUCGGCAAUUCCAUGGAUACCAGCAAAAUCAGUCGUUCUCCUUCGUUUCCCUAUCGGCUCUCUGACGUAGACAACAAGUUCACGGUCAUCGGCUGCAAUGCCCUUGCCUCCAUGAGCGACGCCGAGGACACAGGCAUAGGCACAGGCACAGGCACAGGCUACCAAGCCCUCGGCAUCGCAACAUGUCACGGUCUGCCAGACUUAGUGGACGGAUCCUGCUCCGGUAUCGGGUGCUCCCAGACUACGAUACCCAAGAAGAUUCCCUACUACUAUACAAGUUUCCUCAAGUCGGUCAACACAAGUCAGAUCUGGGAGUUCAACUGGUGUAGCUAUGCUGUGUUGAUGGAGACAGCUGAAUUCAAAUUUAGAGCUUCGUACAUAAGAAAUACUGAGUUCAAUGACACAUAUCAUGGGCGGGUGCCUCUAGUGGUUGAUUGGGCUAUAAGAGAUGUGAGUUCAUGUGAUGACGCCCAACGAAAUAGCACAGGUACUUACGCAUGUGUAAGCAGCAACAGCAAGUGUGUGAAUUCCAACAAUGAUCGUGGGUACACAUGCAAUUGUGUCCAUGGGUAUGAAGGCAACCCUUAUCUUCCACACGGAUGCAAAGAUGUCAACGAAUGCGACCACAAUCCAUGUCCUCCGAACGGCAUUUGCCACAAUAUCGUUGGAGGACACCGGUGUUCUUGCCGAUGUGGGAAAGAAUUUGACGACAAAAGCAAUACGUGCAACCUAGACGUUGGCUUUAUAAUAGGAGUUACAAUGGGAUUAUUUGGCUUAGUGGUUAUCAUCAUGGCAACUAUUUUCUCAAGACAAACGAUAAGUCAAAAAAGGAGACUAAGUAAAGUAAAGCAGGAGUAUUUUCACCAGCAUGGAGGCUUGAUUUUGUUGGAUAGGAUGAGAUCGGAGAAAGGUCUUGCUUUCACGGUAUUUUCAGAAGUUGAACUUGUGCAUGCUACUAACAACUUUGACAAUAGUAGAAUACUUGGAAGAGGGGGCCAUGGAACGGUUUAUAAAGGGAUAGUGAAGGACAACAUGCAGGUUGCAAUUAAAAGAUGUGCACUAGGUGACGAAAGGCAAAAGAAAGAAUUUGGAAAAGAGAUCCUCAUUUUGUCCCAAAUCAAUCACAAGAAUAUAGUGAAACUCUUGGGUUGUUGCCUUGAGGUUGAAAUUCCAAUUCUAGUCUACGAGUUUGUCCUAAAUGGCACAUUAUUCGAGCUUAUCCAUGGCAAGAAGCACAAAAUGAAAAUAUCCUUCGGCACUCUCUUAAGAAUUGCUCAUGAAGCAGCCGAAGGACUCAACUUCCUGCAUUCCUACGCGUCUCCCCCAAUAAUUCAUGGUGAUGUGAAAACUUCCAACAUCUUGAUUGAUGGUAACUAUAUGGCCAAAGUGUCAGACUUCGGAACCUCCAUAUUAGCUCCAUCUAAUAAAGAGCAGUUUGUCACAAUGGUUCAAGGUACUUGUGGUUACCUUGAUCCUGAAUACAUGCAAACAUGCCAGUUGACAGAUAAAAGCGAUGUGUAUAGCUUCGGAGUUGUCCUUUUAGAGAUCCUCACGGGCCAAUUACCACUGAAGCUCGAGGGCUCUGAGAAGCAAAGAAGCUUGGCACUGAUUUUUCUGUCUGCGAUGAAGGAGAAUAAUCUAGAUGAUGUAUUGUUGAGCCACGUGAAAGUCCAAGAGAGCAUGGAGUUGCUAGCAGGACUUGCAGAGCUGGCUAAGAAAUGCCUAGAUAUGUGUGGCGACAAGAGGCCAUCCAUGAAAGAGGUCGCCGAUGAGCUCAACAGAUUGAGGAAACUUUCAUUGCAUCCUUGGAUACAAAUCAACAUGGAGAUGGAAGUAGAAAGCCUUCUUGGUGGAGAAUCAGUUUGUGGCCAUGAAAUAGAAUUAAGCGGGUAUCCUACAGGAGAAAAUAAGAACCAAACCAUAAACCCAAUAAGUUCUUAUUAUACUAUAAGUGGGUAA